AUGGAUAAAUGGCUAGCAAACGGAAGGAAAAGAAAGUUAAGCAGUGAUAGUUCUAAAAGUAAUUUGGAAAAUGACUCUAAAAUAAAUAGAGAAGUGACAGAUUUUUCGAGUAUUGAAACUUGCCAAUUCUUUCCUCAAUGUGAUGAGAUGUUUAGUUCAAAAAUGCAGAUCAAUCAGCACGAAACUACCUACCACAUAUUUCGCACUGUUUAUCACAUUGCAAAAAUGAAUCGUCCAUUUUCUGAUUUGAAAGAACUAAUAUUAUUACAGGUAGAAAAUGGUUUAGACAUGGGACUUAUUUUACAAUCUGAUCACGCAUGCGCUAAUAUUGUUUAUCACAUUUCAAAUGAAAUGCGCCCUAAGCUUGUAAAAUAUAUUAUUCAUAACGAUAAUAAAGUAGGGUUUAUGAUAGAAGAAUCUACCACGAUGAGCAAAAAGUCUGCUCUGUCAAUCUGCUUGAGAGUGAACAUUCUAGAAAUAAAUAUUGUCAAUAGUAUUAUUUUUGAUUUUGUUGAAUUAUCAAAUACAGAAGCCUCGUCUAUUGCAAACUCUUUUAUAUGUGUUUUACACGAUUUUGGUUUUAACAACAAUUUUUUAUUACUUAAUUGGGUGUCUUUUGCAUGUGAUGGUGCUUCUAAUAUGCUUGGCAAAAAGGAAGGCUUGGCUAAGUUACUUUUGAAUCAGUUUCCUAAUUUGAUUUUAUGGCAUUGUAACAAUCACCGAUUAGAAUUAGCAGUAAAUGUUGUUGUGCGCGAUAUUUUAUCAAUUUGCACUAGAUGGGUGUCGUCUAGCGCUCGAUCUGUUAUGGCUGUUUGGAAUAAUUAUGCAGCAUUGUAUCAACACUUUCAUAAAUCUUCAUUGGAUUCAAGGCGUAGUGCAGGAGAUAGAGCCCAAUAUGCAGGUCUUAAAAAUAAAUUAUGUGAUAUCAAUUUCAUACUCAACAUGGCACUAAUGCUAGAUGCUUUAAUAGAACUAGAACAUCUUUCUAAAAAAUUACAACAUAGGCAAAGUUCUUUACCUGAUGGACAUUGGCUUAUCACCUUAAAAUACCAUAUAUUUCAAUCGAUGAGAAAUAAUUCCGGUGAAUAUUAUUCGCAAACGCAGCUUGCAGCAGAAAAGUUUGAAUUUAAAGGCGUCAAACUGCAGAUCGGAAAACCACAAUGGUUUGCAGACCAAGAUCCAUGCUUUGGAGAUAACGAUAUUAGACAAUUAGCAAAAACUUUAAAUAUUUGUGAAAUUACGGCAGUCCAAGGGUUUCGUGAAUACAUUUCCACUGGUGACUGUAAUAAAACCCCUAAUGAUUUUCAGCCUCUGAGAACUGCUAUAAAUACCUUGAUUGUUUCAACAGCAGAAUGUGAGCAUUCUUUUUCUACUAUGAACAUAAUCUUAUCUUCCUUGCGAAACUCUUUAUUAAUAAAAACUGUGUCGAGUUUAAUGUUCAUUUCAUUAGUAGGUCCACCAAUUACGCAUUUCGAUCCAAAAGAUUAUGUCAUUAAGUGGUUUGGGAAAGGACAUCGCGAUGGUAAUUUUAGGAAUUGUGAAGCGCCGGCUUUAAAGUCUAUAAAUGAAAGUGAAACAUAUUCGAAGAUAUUCUGA
Messenger RNA from Hydra vulgaris (swiftwater hydra), 1596 nucleotides. The record is from RefSeq and is a predicted model, not a curated record. Lineage: Eukaryota; Metazoa; Cnidaria; Hydrozoa; Anthoathecata; Hydridae.